Messenger RNA from Passer domesticus (house sparrow), 1397 nucleotides. Its product is annotated as progonadoliberin-2. The record is from RefSeq and is a predicted model, not a curated record. NCBI's taxonomy places the organism in Eukaryota, Metazoa, Chordata, Aves, Passeriformes, Passeridae. Gene Ontology annotation, biological process: multicellular organism development. Gene Ontology annotation, molecular function: gonadotropin hormone-releasing hormone activity; gonadotropin-releasing hormone receptor binding. The transcript is spliced from 4 exons. The coding region runs from base 340 to 564 and encodes 74 amino acids. Gene Ontology annotation, cellular component: extracellular region.
UGCUCCCCUCCUUCCAACAAGAGCAUCCCUGGAGCUGCAGAGGGACGGUCUGGAUCCAUCUGCCAGGAAAUGGGAAAUGAGGGAAUCCCCACAAAGGGGUCUCGCGGUGCUGUUCUGAGGUGCCACAUUUGGGGACAGGGAGGCACCGGGCACCGGCACGGGGAGGACGAUGCCAUCAGCGAGGUCACGGUCCCCCCUGGGAGCGGUGGCCAGGCCGACGUCACUGUCACCGAGCCCUUCAAAUAGCGGUGCCUGCCCUGCCGGCCACUGCCACCGGCACCGCCACUGCCACCACCGGCACUGCCAUCACUGCCACCGCCACCUCCCGCCCGGCCAGCCAUGGCACCCCGCGGGUCGCUGCUGCUGCUGGCGCUGCUGCUGCUGAGCUGCGCCCUGCCCCGCGCCCGCGGCCAGCACUGGUCCCACGGCUGGUACCCGGGGGGCAAGCGGGGCCUGCGGACCCCCAGCGACCCCCAGGUCCCGUCCCCUCUCGGGCGCUGCCGUCCCCUCCCGUGUCCCCCCCGGCGGGAGGAGCCGCUGCCGCCGCCCGCGCUGCGCCCCUGACCGGAGCCAGCGACCCCCGCGGGACCGAGCCGGGACCCCGCGGGGAAUAAAGGGGCCGGGGGGAUUCGUGCAUUCUGGUGAUGGAGGGGCUCGCCUGGGGCUGGGGUGGAGGGAGGGGGUGGCACCUGUGCCACAGUGGCGUCCCUGGGGGCCGCGGUCCCGUGUGGCGGGCGGGGUCCGUGUCCCCAGAGGGAUGGCGUGUCCCGUGAGGGGCGGGGGUCGCGGUCCUGGGGACACAGCUCGGCAAUUCGCGUCCCGUGAGGGGCGGGGGCCGAGUUUGGGUUCCCCGUUCCUUAGGGAUCCGCCUCCGUGUCCGGCGGGGGGGUGGGUCUGUGUCCCUGUCCCGUGUCCUUGUCCCUUGUCCCUGUCACACGGGUGUCCCGGUCCCGUGCAGGGUGUCCCUGCCCCAGGGGUGUCCCUAUCCCGUGUAGAGUAUCCCUGUCCCCGCCGGUAUCCGUGUGUCCCACAGGUGUCCGUGUCCCAUGCAGGGUGUCCCUGUCCCGUGUAGGGUGUCCCUGUCCCCGCCAGUGUCCCUGUUCCCUAUCCCUGUCCCCUGUAGGGUGUCCCUGCCUCAGGGGUGUCCGUGUCCACUUCUGUCCCUGUCCCCUGUAGGGUGUCCUUUCUCCACGAAUGUCGGUGUCCCCUGGCUGUCCCUAUCCCGUGUGGAGUAUCCCUGUUCCCGCCGGUGUCCGUGUGUCCCACAGGUGUCCGUGUCCCAUGCAGGGUGUCCCGUGUAGGGUGUCCCUGCCUCAGGGGUGUUCGUGUCCCCUGACUGUCCCUGCCCCGUGUAGGGUGUCCCUGCCCCGGGGAUGUCCGACUCCCCGGGCAGUCCU